AUGUCGCGAAAGGUAAAACUUUCACCUGUUAAUUUACUAGUGCUAGCAUUACUGUUGGUUUCAUCUUACAUCGAUGUUCUUUCGGCGUUUGGCCAUAGAAAACAACAUUUACAAGUGGUAGAACAAGAAGUCGAUGCUCUAUUGAAAUGGAAAUCAAGCCUUGUGAACCGCACUUCUUCUCUCCUCUCAACAUGGAAGAUAAACUCCAGCGCGAGUACAACGAGUCCGUGCAGGUGGCAAGGAAUCACUUGCAACAAAAAGGGAAGCAUUGUUGAACUUAGUGUAACCGGUUUCGGUUUACAAGGUAAGCUCCAGAAUUUCAACUUUUCAUCUUUCUCAAACAUCGUUAGUCUUGACUUGAGCGAGAACAAACUCUUUGGAACCAUUCCCUCCCAAAUUAGUGAUCUUACAAAACUCACCCACCUUGAUCUUUCCUUCAAUAAACUUUCUGGAGAUAUUCCACCACAAAUAGGUUCUCUCACAAGUCUACUAUAUUUAGGCCUUUCUGAAAAUCAAAUCAGUGGAUCCAUCCCUCAAGAAAUUGGCAAUUUAUAUCUUCUUACUAAUCUACUGUUGUACACAAAUAAUCUGACUGGUUCGAUACCUACUUCAAUAUGUAGUUUGACCAACUUGGAACAUUUAUCAAUUUUUGAAAAUAACCUUUCUGACAUCAUACCUCGAGAAAUUGGUGGGCUAAGAUCUCUUACUGUCUUUUAUAUGUACAAAAACAAUCUCAUUGGUUCAAUCCCUGCGUCUUUAACCAAUUUGACGAGCUUGAACACUCUUAACCUACAUGACAACCAACUUUCUGGCACAAUUCCUCGAGAUAUCGGCAAGCUAAGUUCUCUUACAAGCUUAGAUUUGGCAUCAAACAAUAUCAAUGGUUCACUCCCUACUUCAGUGUGCAAUUUAACAAACUUGGCCCAUUUAUCAGUUUUUGAAAAUAACCUUUCUGACAUCAUACCUCGAGAAAUUGGUAGGCUUAUGUCUCUUACAAGUUUUUAUUUGUACAAAAACACACUUAAUGGUUCAAUCCCUGCUUCUUUAACCAAUUUGUCUAGCCUAGAAACUCUUUUACUAUUUGAAAACCAACUUUCUGGCACAAUCCCUCAAGAUAUAGGAAGGCUAAACUCUCUUACGACCCUAGAUUUCCGCACCAAUAAACUCACUGGUUCAAUCCCCGCAUCAAUAGACACUUUGAGAAAUUUAACUCAUUUAUCUCUAUUUCAAAAUGAAUUAACUGGUUCAAUAGAAUUAAUCAACAAUCUGACACAGUUGAAAGUAAUUUAUUUGAACGAGAACCAUUUUUCUGGUUAUUUACCUCAAAACCUUUGUCAAAGUGGAACACUUGAAGUAUUUGUGGCACAUGAUAACCAUUUCAGGGGUCCUAUACCAAGAAGCCUUAGAAAUUGCACUAGCCUUAGAAAUCUGGGACUCCAAAAAAAUGAACUGGUAGAUAAUAUUACAGAGGCAUUCCACGUGUAUCCGCAUCUACGUGGGUUUUUUGUUGGUGGCAACAUGUUGUAUGGUGAACUCUCAAAAGACUGGGGAAAUUGCCAAAUGCUGAGAGGCGUAUCUUUCGCAUGGAACAAUAUUACUGGUACAAUACCAUCUGAAAUGGGAAAGUUGAAGAAUUUAGGUGAACUUUUUCUUAGUUCAAAUAAUUUAGUUGGGGAAAUUCCAGAUGAGUUGCUGAAACUGUCCUCAUUAAUCGAAUUAGAUUUGAGUAAUAACCAGCUUUUUGGUCCGUUGUCUUCGGCAAUUGGAAUGUUGUCCAACGUAAAAUAUCUCGAUUUAUCAACUAAUAAUCUCAUCAAAUCAAUACCCAAACAACUAGGAGAGUGUUCAAAUUUAUUAUAUUUGAAUUUGAGCUCAAACAAUUUUAAUGAAAGCAUCCCACCUCAGAUUGGUAACUUGGAUUCGUUACAGAUGUUCUUAGAUCUUAGUUAUAAUGAGUUGAGUGGAGAAAUACCAUCAGAUUUUGGUAAGUUAAGAAAACUAGAACAUUUGAAUUUAUCGCACAACAAAUUGUCCGGCUCGAUUCCAUCUUCAUUUGAUCAAAUGCUUAGCCUGACCAUUGUUGAUGUUUCGUACAAUGAACUGAGUGGUCCUCUUCCGAAUAUUAAGGCAUUUACGGAUGCUCCUGUUGAUGCACUGAAGAACAACAACGGAUUAUGUGGUAAUAUCUCCAGAGGUUUAAAACCGUGUAAUACCAAUCCUACAAUUGAAGUCGAAGAAGAUGUUCAAGAGGAUGCAAAUGAGAGAAUAUUGUUUUACGGUGUUGUUUUUUUAGGGUUCGGAGUUGGAUUUUGGGGUUUGUUCUUGGUUCUGCUUCUCAAAAAAGAGAAAUGGUGGUUCGGAUAUUGGAGAAUUAUUGAUUCCAUUGUGAUCACAAUAAUCAGUUGUAUCCAGAAAAAUUGA
Messenger RNA from Papaver somniferum (opium poppy), 2421 nucleotides. Its product is annotated as probable leucine-rich repeat receptor-like protein kinase At1g35710. Bases 1 to 2421 code for a protein of 806 amino acids. Lineage: Eukaryota; Viridiplantae; Streptophyta; Magnoliopsida; Ranunculales; Papaveraceae. The transcript has a single exon. Gene Ontology annotation, molecular function: protein binding. The record is from RefSeq and is a predicted model, not a curated record.